This is a messenger RNA of Etheostoma cragini (Arkansas darter), 1481 nucleotides long. Its product is annotated as natterin-3-like. Bases 49 to 1335 code for a protein of 428 amino acids. The transcript is spliced from 4 exons. NCBI's taxonomy places the organism in Eukaryota, Metazoa, Chordata, Actinopteri, Perciformes, Percidae. The record is from RefSeq and is a predicted model, not a curated record.
CCAGGCAGCUUUAUAUGGCUGGACACAUUGGAAUGGUUCAUAAAUCUGAUGAUGAAGCUGCCCGUGUUGUUGGUGUUAGCCCUGCCUGUUCUAUACACUGAAGGAAGCUGUAUGAACAGGACUUCGAUACCACAGCUCAACUGCCUGAUGACUGCUGCGUCAAAUCUGGCUCUAAGAUUACAAGAUGGCUGUGCCCUUAUCCGGGAUACUUUGGCUUCACUUUUGUACAGUGGAAAGACUUUCCUGCUGAACCCAGGUCUUGAGGACAGAGUUCCUAAGAUCCCUGCCAACCGAUCAACAAAUCAAGCUCUUCCGACUCCUCCAGAGAUUGAGGACAAACUGGGCCGGGUGCCCUCAAUCAAGUUUGAUAAAACCAACCUGGAAUGGCAGAUCUUUAAUGGCUCUAUUCCCAACGGAGCUGUGUACAUCAACAACCAAUAUGUUGGACGCUAUGACUAUGUCUGCCAAUUCUUCGGCCAGGCUGGUUUCUACAACCCUAGCAUGGGUCCUUACUGCUACUACUCCUUUAAAGGCAAAGAGUAUGUUAGCUCUUUGCUUUGGCCAUUUGAGAUCCUGGUAAACAAAGACAACUUUGAGUUGAUGGAAUGGAAAGAUGGCUCCUAUGGUUCAGUUCCUCAGAAUGCUGUCCGGACCUGCUCCGGUUGCGAUAUAUAUGUUGGAAAGAACGAGUAUGGUCUUGGGAAGGUUGUUGUUAAAGAUAAGGUCUUCUACCUUCCCUAUAAUGGUGAUGAGUAUUGGUACUACAGCUACCAGGUCCUGAGCAUUAGCAAAGAUAUAUACAGCGAGGACAUGUUUGAUGUCAAGUAUAAGACUGAUGGGGUUAAAGUCAUUGAUUAUCCUCCAGAGACCAUGUGCAAGUCUUUCAUUACCAACUAUGAGUGUCAGUCAGUUACAGCAACAGCUACCGUCUCAAAGACAAUCCAAGUGGAGCAAACGUGGGCCACCAGCUUUUCAAUCACAUUGGGCGUCAAGACUAGCGUAACUGCUCAAAUCCCCUCAAUAUUGUCCACAGGCAUUGAGUUUAGUUUGGAAAAAACCCUCCAGUUCACAGAGGGGACCACUUAUACAGAGUCGACCACUCACACUGUUUCUGUUGAGGUCAGUGUCCCACCAAACCACUCCUGCCGUGUCAGUUUGGUGGGAUAUAAGUACGGAGCAGACAUCCCUUAUUCUGCACGACUCAAGCGCACCUACAUCAAUGGAGGGAUCUCAUGGACGCCCAUCUCUGGAAACUACAGCAGCGCCCAAAUGGGAGAAGUCCGGGGUGUGGUGGAUCCCUGUAAACCUGUUCCUGAUCCCACUCCCUGUCCAUGAGAGAAAAAUGGAAAAGGUUCUAUGUUAUACAGUAACUGACAUGUUGGGGCUAAACCUUUUCACUUAUCAUUUCAACUUUCACUAGAAAUUAGUAUUGAAUCAUUGUUACAUGUAAAAUAACAUUUUAAUGCAAACUAACGUACAAG